AUGCUGCAUAUGCCUGUGAAAGCUUUCUCGCUGGAGACCUUGUGAUCUGCGUGAACAGGCCCUGGGGCAAGAACAGACCGCAAUAUAAGUAUCGGAGCCCGUAGAGAUUUGGAGGGGGGGAUUGAGAAGGAACCAGCAUCCAGAGAUCUCGUUCCAAACAGCCCCCCAACCCAGAAAAGCGCCGUGUAUUUAUCGCUCUUCGGCGGAAGUAGCAGUGAGAGUAUCAGGGACAACAAAAAGCUUUCCUCAUCCUCCCGUCACACCACUUUGUUCUUUCCUCGAGUUAUACCAAGCUACUCUUUACGUCGACCGCUGCAAUCCGGAUAUCCGAAUCCUAAUCCUCAUUUAAAUUUCAUGUGAGUUGUUCGCAGUCCUCUCCCUUCAGUGUUUUGCUUCCGCCUCGUGUUCCCUUCGUCGCAAGCUGCCAUUGAGAUUCUGCCUUUCGAGACUGACCAGGUAAAUUUUGCACCUCAGCAGUCUACACACCUCGACGACAACAUGGCUACUCUUGUCGGAAUCAACGGCUUUGGCCGUAUUGGCAGAAUUGUCUUCCGAAAUGCUGUCGAGCACGACGAUGUCCACGUCGUCGCUGUCAACGACCCCUUCAUUGAGCCCAAGUACGCUGCAUACAUGCUCAAGUAUGACAGCAUUCACGGUAUUUUCAAGGGCACAAUCGAGGUCCAGGGAGAUGCCUUGGUCGUCAACGGCAAGAAAGUCACUUUCUACAUGAAGAGAGACCCCGCCGAGAUCCCGUGGUCGGAGACUGGUGCUCAGUACAUUGUUGAAUCGACUGGAGUGUUCACAACCACAGAAAAGGCUUCUGCCCACUUGAAAGGUGGCGCGAAGAAGGUCGUCAUCUCUGCUCCCUCAGCCGAUGCCCCUAUGUUCGUCAUGGGUGUCAACCACGAGUCCUACAAGUCCGACAUCCCCGUCAUCUCCAACGCUUCCUGCACAACCAACUGCCUGGCACCUCUCGCCAAGGUCAUCAACGACAAGUUUGGCAUGAAGGAAGGCCUCAUGACCACCAUUCACUCAUACACCGCUACCCAGAAGACCGUCGACGGACCAUCCGCCAAGGAUUGGCGAGGUGGCCGUGCCGCAGCUCAAAACAUUAUCCCCAGCAGCACUGGUGCCGCCAAGGCUGUGGGCAAGGUUAUUCCAUCUCUCAAUGGCAAGCUCACCGGCAUGUCCAUGCGUGUGCCCACCGCCAAUGUGUCCGUGGUGGAUCUCACCUGCGUCUUGGAGAAGCCUGCGUCCUACGAUGAAAUCAAGCAAGCUAUCAAGGACGCCUGCGCCGGCAGCCUCAAAGGUGUCAUGGCAUACUCCGAGGAUGACCUCGUCUCCAGUGACUUGAACGGCGACACCCACUCUUCCAUUUUCGACGCCAAGGCCGGAAUCGCCCUCAAUGACCACUUCGUCAAGCUCGUUUCCUGGUACGACAACGAGUGGGGAUAUUCCCGACGUGUCAUCGAUCUUUUGGCGUACAUUGCCAAAGUUGAUGCCGGCAAGGCCUAAAGGACAGGUCUUGGUACCACCGAUUCUUCAACAAACGCCAAUAAUUCUUUCUUAACCGAGGCUUCGGAAAUCGAGGUUAGUGUCGCAUGAGGUAAAAAGAAGAUCGGGGCGAAAGACGGGACGAAGCGCAACAUAGAUCAAGUCUCACCUGGUGAUAUGGUUUGCUUGGAAGCACCGAUACGUAUCCUUACUACGACCUAGCUCAGAUAGGAAAAUGCGAGUCUCCCUGUAUUGCCAGCAAGAACAAAAUUAUCAUGCUCCGGAUUGGCGCGCUCUAAACGGUUGUUUCGAAGCCUUGGCACGUGAUCGCAGCCUUCCUUCACCAUCACGUGAAGCGUCUCUUGGCAAUCCCUGGCUGGGCUUCCUCU
Molecule: messenger RNA, 1883 nt
Organism: Cladophialophora immunda
Lineage: Eukaryota; Fungi; Ascomycota; Eurotiomycetes; Chaetothyriales; Herpotrichiellaceae
Product: glyceraldehyde-3-phosphate dehydrogenase
Exons: 7
Coding region: 499-1515 (338 amino acids)
Biological process (GO): glucose metabolic process
Molecular function (GO): NADP binding; oxidoreductase activity, acting on the aldehyde or oxo group of donors, NAD or NADP as acceptor; NAD binding
Source: RefSeq, a predicted model, not a curated record